Equus caballus (horse) is the source of this 2135-nucleotide messenger RNA. The record is from RefSeq and is a predicted model, not a curated record. NCBI's taxonomy places the organism in Eukaryota, Metazoa, Chordata, Mammalia, Perissodactyla, Equidae.
UCGGCCCCGCCCCAGCGUGCCGUGCGCGGCGGCGCGGCGGAAGUUGGCGUGGCGCGGCCGCAGCGCGCGGAUGUCUUGGGGCGGGACUUCCGGCGGCGUUCGCAAGCGUCUUCCCGCCCCGCGCAAGAGUGGUCCGGCCGGCCUCCGGGACAUGAAGCCCCCUGGAACCUGAGGUUGGACUCGGCUGUGACCUACCUACCAUGAGAGCGCUGCUCAGCACACUCUGGCUUGCUCUGGCCUGCAGCUCUGUUCACACUACCCUGUCAAAGUCAGAUGCCAAAAAGGCUGCCUCCAAGACACUGCUAGAGAAGACUCAGUUUUCAGAUAAGCCCGUCCAAGAUCGGGGUCUGGUGGUGACAGACCUCAGAGCCGAGGAUGUGGUUCUUGAGCAUCGCAGCUACUGCUCGGCAAAGGCCCGGGAGAGGCACUUUCCUGGGGACGUCCUGGGCUACGUCACUCCAUGGAAUAGCCACGGCUACGAUGUCGCCAAGGUCUUCGGGGGCAAGUUUACACAGAUCUCACCUGUGUGGCUACAGCUGAAGAGGCGUGGACGCGAGAUGUUCGAGGUCACGGGCCUCCAUGACGUGGACCAAGGGUGGAUGCGGGCGGUCCGGAAGCAGGCCAAGGGCCUCCGCAUAGUCCCUCGGCUCCUGUUUGAGGACUGGACUCAUGAGGACUUCCGGAACGUCAUGGACAGUGAAGACGAGAUCGAAGAACUCAGCAAGACCAUGGUUCAGGUCGCCAAGAGCCAGCAUUUUGACGGCUUUGUGGUAGAGGUCUGGAGCCAGCUGCUGAGCCAGAAACACGUGGGCCUCAUCCACAUGCUCACCCACGUGGCAGAGGCGCUGCACCAGGCCCGGCUGCUGGCCAUCCUGGUCAUCCCACCGGCUGUCACUCCCGGGACUGACCAGCUGGGCAUGUUCACACACAAGGAGUUUGAGCAGCUGGCCCCCGUGCUGGACGGCUUCAGCCUGAUGACCUACGACUACCCCACAGCACAGCAGCCUGGCCCCAAUGCGCCACUGUCUUGGGUGCGAGCCUGCGUCCAGGUCCUGGACCCCAUGUCCAAGUGGCGGAGCAAGAUCCUCCUGGGGCUCAACUUCUACGGCAUGGACUAUGCGGCCUCCAGGGAUGCCCGCGAGCCCGUCAUCGGGGCCAGUACAGCCCAGAGCACCAGGGCCCCUACAGCCACCCGCCGCCUCUCCUCCCUCCUCGGAGCCCAGGCUACAGGCCCCAGGUUGUGCCUCCUCCCUCGGGCUGCAGGGCACCACCGUCCCACAGCAGGGGUAAGGGGAGCGGUGUUUCAAACCAUUGGCUCCUGGUGGUCAGGAGGGGCUGCUGAGGAUUUGGGCAGCCGUAUCCGCAGCGAGGCAGGCAGGCCAAAGGCAGCCCAGGCCCUGGAAGGGCCCAGAAGGCCCUGCCCUGGCCUGCUGUCCCCGGAAAGCUGGAGUGGGGGCCUGGGGGGCCUCCAAGAGCUCCCCCAGGCCCUGUUCCUCUUCUGAGGCCUGUGGCGUGCCCCAAGCGCCACCCCCGAUUGCACAAGUUGCUGCUUCUCCUGCGGUGCCUCACGCAGUCCCUGCGAGCGCCUGGCCUGCCCCAUCCACCAGCAGGCACCUCGCCUGAGCGCAGGCACCCUCAUUCUGCCCUUCCGGAUGCGCCUGGUGCAGAGAUGACCCAGUGAGCUGUUCCUCAGGACACCAGUGCCUUGGUGCAAUCGUGCACUGAACUCAGGUCGUGGAACACGGCAGAGAGCUUAAAGAUGCUGUCGGGGCUUCCGCUCUCAUCUCAGGAGCCCUCUGUUGGGUGUCUUUCCCCCCUGCCCCCGCAGCGAGGACUCUGGACGCUGCAGUGUGAGGCACCCGUCCUGCAGCUGCCCCAGGCCGAAUAUUCCAGGCCGGUCCCAUGGUCUUUCCUGGGAUUUCCUUGUGUCCAGGGUGCACACCUGGUUCUCCCACGCAGCCCAGUGUGCUGUUGGCACUCCAUAGACCAUCAAGGGACAACAGCCCCCAGAAUCCUGCUGCCCCUGGGUGGCCACACCCCUUCCAUGACAGCCACCGCCACUGUGCCACUGUUGCUCUGUCUGGUGUUGGGGCUGUCAGCGAGGCCUCUGGGGGGCUGGGGUGCCGGGCGGGCGG